This is a messenger RNA of Phycomyces blakesleeanus NRRL 1555(-), 1464 nucleotides long. RefSeq lists its product as hypothetical. Lineage: Eukaryota; Fungi; Mucoromycota; Mucoromycetes; Mucorales; Phycomycetaceae. The transcript is spliced from 2 exons. Gene Ontology annotation, molecular function: nucleoside diphosphate phosphatase activity. The annotation marks the transcript as partial. Gene Ontology annotation, cellular component: membrane. Gene Ontology annotation, biological process: nucleoside diphosphate catabolic process. The record is from RefSeq and is a predicted model, not a curated record.
AUGGAAAUCACACCUGAAAACCAAAAUGACAUUACUUGGGAAAAGAACAGACGCUAUGGUGUAAUUAUUGAUGCAGGUUCAUCUGGAUCGAGAAUCUAUAUAUACUCCUGGAAAGAUCACGAACACAUCAAAUCGACUGUUGACCUCAAUGAACUCAAAGGAAAGAUGCCAAUUGUAGAGCGGGGAGAUCAACAUGGUCUCAAAUGGACUCGCAGAGAAGAGCCAGGUAUCUCAACCUAUGGCAGUAAACCCACCGAGAUCAAAGAACAUCUUGGAUCAUUACUUAGUUUUGCGACCGAAGUCGUCCCAGAAGAAAUGCGACCAAGCACUCCCAUAUUUGUCAUGGCAACAGCUGGUAUGCGUUUAUUACCCGAGAGUGAGCAAGAGGCUGUGCUUGGCGCAACUUGUGGCUUUAUCCGUGAAUCCAAUACAUUUUUUAUGAGCGAUUGUGACUCCCACAUCCAAAUUAUCCCGGGAGAACUAGAAGGAGUUUAUGGUUGGAUGGCUGUAAACUAUCUGAUGGGCGGAUUCGAUGCUAGUUUUCAGGACCCUCUUAUUAAGCAAUCCAAAAAAGAGCAGCACCAUACUUUUGGAUUUUUGGACAUGGGGGGUGCUAGUGCACAAAUUGCAUUUGAGCCAGAGCACCAUCAAAAAGAAGAACAUAUGGAUGAUCUCACCCAGAUUUUUCUGAGGACUCUUGACGGCACAGAGAUGGAGUACGAUGUAUUUGUAACCACUUUUUUAGGCUAUGGCAGUAAUGAAGCUCGUCGAAGAUACUUGGAAGAACGUGUCAAAUCUGCAUACGAGGCAGCAGAUGGAAAGAAUCUACUAGACGAACACCACGCACUUCACAUUGAAGAUCCCUGUCUACCACUCAAUCUCAACGUGUCUGACUCUCACUCUACCAGUGUAUCUCUGAGCUUACACGGUACAGGCUCAUUUGACAAGUGUAUGGAGUACACUAUGCCACUGCUCAACAAGGACGCCGCAUGUCCCACAAAACCUUGUCUGUUCAAUGGUGUACACACUCCUCAUAUCGACUGGUCUGUAAACAAAUUUGUUGGAAUAUCAGAAUAUUGGUACUCGUCCCAUGAUAUUCUUGGACUUGGAGGAGUUUAUGAUUUCGUUGAGUACGAGAAAAAAGCUACGGACUAUUGUGCAAGAGACUGGAGUGAGUUUACAAAGGAACACAAGGAGAUCGAUAUUCUUGAAUUACAUCGCUAUGAAUUACAAUGCUUCAAAUCUGCUUGGAUCGUUAAUGUACUCCAUGACGGCAUCGAGAUCCCUCGCAUUGUGGAUCCCGGAGGACACGGACCGGGUACCGACAAGGCGCUUCUAGAACAAUCAAUCGAGAGCGUUUCUGCUAAGAACUGGAACCCACCUUUCCAAAGUAUUGAUACGAUUAAUGAUAUCCAGGUCUCCUGGACUCUUGGUGCUAUGCUUCUCCACGUCGCCAACCAGAUC